AUGCCCCACGCUGUGUCUGUAGCCUCGCCAGGGCUGCAGGCUCUCAUUCUCUGCGGCCCUGGGUCAUCCUUCCCGACCUUUACGGCGAAUCCAGACGAGAAUCCAAAGGCCCUGCUUCCUAUUGCCAACCGGCCUAUGGUCUGGUACCCUCUCGACUUCUGCUAUAGAACAGGCAUCACAGAUAUCACUCUCAUUUGCCCCCCAUCGGCCGCGGAAGCUAUCACCGCAGCGUUGAAAACUAACCCAUUCCUCACCGGGCUCCCUCUCCCAAGCCCUACUUUGUUGGCACCUAAAGACCUGGACCAGAAUACCGGAACAGCAGAAAUCUUGCGGCUGCCAGAAGUCCGGAAUGCUGUGACCUCGGACUUCAUUGUCCUACCAUGCGAUAUUGUCUGUGAGCUCGCGGGCGACAAGCUGCUCCAGGCCUGGAUGGUCAAGUCGGAAACUCUUGACGACUUGUUCGGAGACAAGCGCUCCAAGAGCACCUCUCACAGUGGUGGAAUGGGCCUGUGGUAUGAAACCAAGACUGCCACGCCCAUCAAAGGAGAAGAGACCGAUUUCAUCAUCACCACACCAUUACCCGCGUCUCCCGUCCUGCCGCCGAAGGGCUCGAUCCUGGGCAAUCUGUCCAAACUUGUCUACUCUCUACCAUCAGACUCGCUCAAUGACUUGACAGAGGCAAGAAGCGGGUUUCCUUUGAGACAUGGGCUUAUUCGCAGCCAUCCUAACGUCCGCAUGCGGACAACACACCGGGACGCGCACAUAUACAUCCUUCCCCAUUGGGUCAUGGACUUCAUACAGGAGAAUGAGGCUAUCGAGAGCAUUGGAGAGGAUGUCAUUGGCUGGUGGGCGAAGGCUGGCUGGCAAGUCGGUCUGCCAGAAAAACUGGGCAUGGAUAGGAUAUUUUCAUCUGGCGACGAAGAGGACGACCGGGCUCACGGCCACAUAUCCUCUUCACCGAUCAGAUCCAACCCAGAUGAGUCGAUUCCCAAGACAUCGACACAGACAAGAAAUCCACAGAUCGUUGCCGACGACAAGAAGACGCAGCCGAAGCCGUCAUCGCAAGAACUCAUGCCGCCAUUCUUGGCCUACAUUCACCCCAGCGACCCUUCAGCACCUCUAGUGCGCCGCGUCGAUACUGCUUCUAGUCUAUUGGCAACAUCUUUGCUGCUGGCCAAGCUGCCUUCGAUUGAAGAAGCCGGCCCCGAAGGCGCUUCGCCCUUUGCUCAUGCCCGGAAGGUGGCAUACCCUGAAGGCGUCAAGUCUAGGACCACGAUCACGAAGCAGGAUAGUCUGCUGGCCGAGAAUGUCACAGUGGAUGAGAAAUCAGCCAUCAAAGAGUCUGUCAUUGGUGCCAAUUGCCAGAUCCAGGAAGGCGCCAAGUUGUCACAAUGUGUCCUGAUGGAGGGUGUGGUCGUUGGCAAGGGUUGCAAGCUGACAAGGUGCAUACUGGGCAAGAGGAGUGAGAUUGGUGAAGGGUCUACUUUGACAGACUGCGAGGUACAAGAGAAUCUGCUUGUUGAGCCGAAAACCGAGGCAAAAGACGACAAAUUGAUGAGUAGCGAGGGUCUUGAGGCCACCGAGGAGGAGAUGCAAGCAGCAGAGCAGGACUAUGAGAUGGACGACGAUACAGAGGCUGCAUUCUAG
Molecule: messenger RNA, 1647 nt
Organism: Thyridium curvatum
Lineage: Eukaryota; Fungi; Ascomycota; Sordariomycetes; Thyridiales; Thyridiaceae
Exons: 3
Coding region: 1-1647 (548 amino acids)
Biological process (GO): cytoplasmic translational initiation
Cellular component (GO): guanyl-nucleotide exchange factor complex; eukaryotic translation initiation factor 2B complex
Molecular function (GO): translation initiation factor activity; guanyl-nucleotide exchange factor activity
Source: RefSeq, a predicted model, not a curated record